CAUAUAUAUACAUAUAUAUAUAUACAUAUAUAUGUACAUAUAUAUAUUUUUUUACCUGACUUUUCUGACGACAUGUUUGCAAUCGCUGGGACAGGGUCUCUGAAGCUGGAGUCAGGGCCCCCUGACUGCUGGCGCAGGAGUCUGAGUCCGGGAUGGCGCAGCCGGCGCAGCGGCGGUAGCAGCAGCAGCGCGGAAAUGGGAGAGAUGAAGACAGUGUGUGUUGGGGGGGGGAUGGCUGGGGGGAGCUUAAAGGGACCGAGGCAGGGAUGGGGGAGAGCUUCAGAAGUCCCCCCCCCCAACUCGGUUUCUCUCUGCUCGUGGACCACCUCUUUCCUCCUCUCACCCUGGCAUUCAAGCCCCCAGUUUAGGCUCCCUUGGAGUUGUCAUGGAAACCGGGAGGCAAGACCAGGCAAGCGGGUGGGACUAAGAGAAGGAGGGAGGGAGAGAGAAAUCUCUAGAGUCUCUCCCGCAAAGACUCGCUGUAGUGAUUAUAUUGUGGGAAGACGCCAGCUCAAUGAAUUUACCACACUUAUCUCCAGACCCCGUUCAACCAGACCCUGCUCACCCAAGGGGUCCUUUCCUCAGUUUCCCUCAGAACGUCCUGCAAGAUAGUUCUAGGUUUCUCCAGGUAGAGACAGAACCAGGUGUGAGAGAGAACUGUACAAAGAUGGGAGCCAAGAGGGUCAGAAAGACCCCCAGGUGUACAGCCUGGGCCUGCCCUCCUGGCAAUAGAGGUAAGAAGGUGAAGGUGGCUGAUGAAAAGGAGAGAAGGCAUCGUAGGGGUGCCCGGGUGACUUCUUUCUCUAGGGUUAUAAGAAGCAGAAAAGCUUCAUCAGAGGGAGGCAAGCUGUAAUUGCUUGUUUGUGUCAGGCAGGUUUGGAAAAGCGUGCUUGCUGGGGGCUGAAGAAUACUUCUUGGUCCAGUCAGCAUUCACAACCAUUCCUUACAGCACCCCCCUGCCUUCCCCCUCCUCCUGCCCCAAGACACAGAUCCACCCCCAGAGUCAAACCGAGACACAUCGGUGACUUCAAGUCUUUUUAUUUGCUUUUUGUGUCUUGCAAGGGCGUGGGUGGGGAGGUGGGGUGAGGAUAGGCCGUCUACAGAGAUGACACCAGUUGAGCCUUUUUUGCAGAGACCUAGCAGUAUCAGAAUCAGAAAUAACCCAACCCCUUUAGGAUUUCCCAACUGUCUCCAGAGACAGUUGCUCUAGGACAGAGCCCCUCCGGUGGCGUCCUGGAGAGCAGUCUGCAAGCCCUGGCUUGAGCCCGUUCCAGGUCUGAGAAAUUUUUACACCACGGCCUCACACCGGUGGUUCUGGUUUUUCAAGCGUGCAUAGAUCAGAGGGAACCUCGGAUCCAUCCCUCCCACACUAUCUUCAACACACGCUUCUGGUUUUAUUAAGCUAAGACUGAACAAAGUUCCUGAGUAGUCUCUGACAAGCUCAGAAAUCCUGCAAAGUUAUUUAACUGCUAAGUAAAAGCCAUCCCGGGGCACUCGGCGCGCGCAGGGGUCACGGGUAGGCCCAGUGGUGCCAGCGCCCGCAGCGCGGAGGAAGUCUGGCUGCACCGGCAGGGUCGGUGUCGCCUGCAGCCUGCAGGGAUCUGAGGAGUAGAUUGCCGGUGUCGCUCAGGAUUGAAAAGCCUGGUGGAAAUCCUGUGGUGGGAGCAUGCCGGGGCUAUGGAGGCACAGGCUGCCUUCCGCAUGGGCUUUGCUCCUCCUGCCGUUCCUGCCGCUGCUGAUGCCCGCAGCCCCCGCAGCCCACCGCGGGCCCUACAAGCCCGUGAUCGUGGUGCACGGGCUCUUUGACAGUUCCUACAGCUUCCGCCACCUGCUGGACUACAUCAAUGAGACACACCCGGGGACUGUGGUGACAGUGCUUGAUCUCUUCGAUGGCAGAGAGAGCUUGCGGCCCCUGUGGGAACAGGUGCAGGGGUUCCGAGAGGCUGUGGUCCCCAUCAUGGGAAAGGCCCCUGAAGGGGUGCACCUCAUCUGCUACUCCCAGGGAGGCCUGGUAUGCCGAGCCUUGCUGUCCGUCAUGGAUGAGCACAAUGUGGACUCUUUCAUCUCCCUCUCCUCUCCACAGAUGGGGCAGUACGGAGACACCGACUACUUGAAGUGGCUCUUCCCUACAUCCAUGAGGUCUAACCUCUACCGGAUCUGCUACAGUCCUUGGGGCCAGGAAUUUUCCAUUUGCAACUACUGGCAUGAUCCUCACCACGAUGACUUGUACCUCAAUGCCAGCAGCUUUCUGGCCCUCAUCAAUGGGGAAAGAGACCAUCCCAAUGCCACUGCAUGGCGGAAGAAUUUCCUUCGUGUGGGCCGUCUGGUGCUGAUUGGGGGUCCUGAUGACGGAGUUAUCACUCCCUGGCAAUCUAGCUUCUUUGGUUUCUAUGAUGCCAAUGAGACAGUGUUGGAGAUGGAGGAGCAGCCGGUAUAUCUUCGAGAUUCUUUUGGGUUGAAGACUCUCCUGGCCCGGGGGGCCAUCGUGAGAUGUCCCAUGGCUGGAAUCUCUCACACCACCUGGCACUCCAACCGCACGCUCUACGAUACUUGUAUUGAGCCGUGGCUCUCCUGAAGAUGUCCUCAGGGGUCUCCAGGAAUUCCCCAGCCCAGAGAUCAAGGGGUGGCCUUGGGAAGCAGAUGCCAGGCUCUGGCAUGCCUGUGACCUCCUUGUUGCUCCCACACUGCCCCACCCCCACCAGGGUUCCCUGAACACUCCUCCCCUCUGCUCCUCUGUGAAUGACAGGUCCUGGUCCCCUACCUCAUGUCCUCACUUGGGGACGUCUCCACGCUCUCUCCCUUUCUGCCAUGGCUGAGGUUGGGAAGCAAGUGCCAGGUUUUUAACUGUGGCUUCACUGCUGCUGCUGCUGCUGUUGCUUCUCCGGGUCUGGCUGUACCGGAGGAGAACCCAGGCCCUGCCCACCUCAGGGGUCUUCUUCCAGGCCACUCAGGACAUUUUUAGCUUCUGUUGUCCCUGUGUCUCCUCUUUUCUCAACGUCCCUGUGGCCAGCCUCCCCACCAAGAGGGGCACCCGUAAGAGGGGGUUCUGAGGCUCCCCUAUGGGGACAGUUCCACUUUUGAAGUGUCAGUGUUGGGGAAUAUCUGUGGCCUGCAAGGCCCAUCUCAGGUUUGGGGAUCCCCCAGUCCCUAUGAUCAGUGUUGGGGUAUCCCCUGGGAGCCUAGGUUCUUUGAGGCCCCAGCCCCUCUUUUAACUACCCUUGAGCGGGUGGUCCCUGUAUUUAUAGAAAUAAAAGUUCCAUUUCCUCA
Mastomys coucha (southern multimammate mouse) is the source of this 3267-nucleotide messenger RNA. RefSeq names its product palmitoyl-protein thioesterase 2 (gene Ppt2). Lineage: Eukaryota; Metazoa; Chordata; Mammalia; Rodentia; Muridae. Gene Ontology annotation, cellular component: lysosome. Gene Ontology annotation, molecular function: palmitoyl hydrolase activity; thiolester hydrolase activity. The transcript is spliced from 9 exons. The record is from RefSeq and is a predicted model, not a curated record. Bases 1667 to 2575 code for a protein of 302 amino acids.